UUUUAUCCUUAGAAUUUUCUAAAUAACUUUAUAUUAUCUAAGCGAACCUUGUUUUUUUUUCCAAGGAUCAACUCUACAGUGAAGAAGGCCUUAAUUUGUUACACAGAACAAAUGUCGACACCAGAAACUCAGUCUAUUGAUCUUACAAAGCUAUCUAUAGAGCAGCUUUCCGAGUUGGUGAAGCAGCUGAACUCGGAAAUUGAUUACCUGGCGACUUCUAGUGCUCAACUUUCUCAAGCUUUAACUAAGUUUACUGAGUGCAUUUCUUGCGUUAAGAACGUGGUAAAGGAUGAGAAUAAUGGAAAAGAAAUUUUGGUCCCUUUAACAGCCAGUCUUUAUGUUCCAGGCCGUUUUAAGUUAAAAGAUAACAAGGUCCUCGUUGACAUUGGAACCGGUUAUUUUGUUGAAAAGACAGCAGAGGAAGCUGCCGUGUACUAUGAGGGAAAAUGUGAAUACUUGAGAAAGAGCAUUGGGGGUUUAGAAGGAGCAAUUGAUGCUAAGAAUGCUCAAGUUAGAGCUGUCCAACAAAUUACACAAGAAAAAUUCAUGAAGGAAAGAAAAACUGCUGCUAAGUAACUAACAGUUGCCCACAAGAAUAAUUGAGAACAUUAAGGAUUUAACGGAAGUUUACUUUAUGGAAUGAGUGUUGGAUUUUCAGUCGCCCGAACUCCAGCACGUGUUGCUGCAGCCUGAAGAUGUAGUAUUUUGGCUGUAAGUAAUGCCUCGGAUACAAGGUCUUCCAUUUCGUGUGUUCGUUCUUCUUCAGUGAGUUUUCCUCUCCGAUGAACAGUCUAUAAUGUGUUAGAAGAGCCAUUGUCAUAGAGCAUAAAUAACAAUCGUGUCUACGAAUUCUUUGUAACGCUGUACAUA
Messenger RNA from Schizosaccharomyces japonicus yFS275, 870 nucleotides. RefSeq names its product prefoldin subunit 5. Gene Ontology annotation, biological process: protein folding. The record is from RefSeq and is a predicted model, not a curated record. Bases 112 to 576 code for a protein of 154 amino acids. The transcript has 4 exons. Lineage: Eukaryota; Fungi; Ascomycota; Schizosaccharomycetes; Schizosaccharomycetales; Schizosaccharomycetaceae. Gene Ontology annotation, cellular component: prefoldin complex; cell division site; cell tip.